Messenger RNA from Closterium sp. Yama58-4, 606 nucleotides. NCBI's taxonomy places the organism in Eukaryota, Viridiplantae, Streptophyta, Zygnematophyceae, Desmidiales, Closteriaceae. The record is from the annotation of a GenBank genome assembly.
ACCUGUGUGCCAACGAAGACUGUGGAGAAGCUACCUGCACUGUUGAUAUAGACAUGCCCGUGUGCGUGUGCAAGGACGGUUUUGUAUUCGACGAUGACCACAAGACGUGUGUGGUGGACCCGUGUGCCGGCAGCGGGGUGUGUGGGUUAGAGGGUUCCUGCACCACUCUCGGUCCUAACGAUUUUUUCUGCUAUUGCGAGAAUGGCCUUGCCUUCAACGAGGCUGACAAGACGUGCUAUGCUCCCUUGGCGCGGACGACAGUGGCGCUGCAGCAAGGAGGCUCCAGAAGCAUUGUGCCCGCCACCUUCUUUUUGCCGCUGCCGGCAGAGCAGGCCAGUGGCAGCAGUGCGUGCGGCAACCUGUAUGUCACCAUCGAAGGCACCGCCAAGAUCACCGUCGUGUGGAAUGCCUCCAACCCCACCUCGCCUUCCCGCGACGCCCCUAGCAACGCCAUGUGCAAGAGCUUGUCGUUCUACGCCGAGUCGGGCUGCACGAAGAAGCUGGGCUUCACCAUUGCGCGUCCUGCAAAGAAGGGCAGUUCCUACCCCGUCACCAUCAAGACUGUCAAAGGAAUCCGUUCGCUGUUAUCAGUUGGCUGUGAGAUCA